Molecule: messenger RNA, 978 nt
Organism: Rhodamnia argentea
Lineage: Eukaryota; Viridiplantae; Streptophyta; Magnoliopsida; Myrtales; Myrtaceae
Product: plasma membrane-associated cation-binding protein 1
Exons: 5
Coding region: 205-750 (181 amino acids)
Cellular component (GO): plasma membrane
Source: RefSeq, a predicted model, not a curated record
UUUAAUAUCUCUCUCUCUCUCUCUCUCUCUCUCUCUCUCGUAGGCUCUAUAUGUGCCUUGAUUCCAAGGGACAUUUUGGCUAUCUAUAAUCCACAACAAUCCCGCCCUUCCUAGGUCGAACGUAUUUGCCUUCGGACACGACACCAGCAGAGACAUAGCACGAGAUUUGCUUCCGUUUCAUCUUCUGUAAUUAGGGAGUGAAACAUGGGUUACUGGACAUCCAAGGUUCUUCCCAAGAUCAAGAAAGUGUUCGAAAAGAAUGGGAAGAAGACUGCGGCUGCGGAGGCUUGCAAGUCCUUCGAUGAUUCUAAGGAGGACAUAAACAAGGAGUUUGAGGAGAAGAAGACACAGCUUCAGCCUAAAGUAGUGGAGAUAUAUGAGGCUUCCUCCACAGAAGUUAAGGCUCUUGUUAAGGAGCCCAAGGAAGUAGGAAUCAAGAAGAACUCGGCCGCCGUCAACGAGUUCCUAGGAGAGCUUGUGAAAAUCGAGUUUCCUGGAUCGAAGCCAGUAUCGGAAGCGUCGACAAAGUAUGGACCAGCCUUGGUAUCGGGGCCCGUGUUAUUUGUAUUUGAGAAGGUGUCCACCUUUAUAGUCACAGAGGAGAAGGAUGUUGAGGCUCCUCCAGCAGAAGCGGCAACUUCUGGAGAGGGAACUGGGGUGGUGGAAGAGAAGGAGGAUAUUGUCGCCGAAGAAGCAGCCGUAGAGGCCCCGGAGCCUGCCAAGGAGGCUGCAGAGCCACCGAAGCCGUGAGAAAGGAAAAAAAUUUAAAGGAACAGUAUCAUCAGUCAUUUAUAGUGAAACUCCCGUGCACAAGGUUUACGCAAUACCACGAUAAAAGCUGAUUUGUUAUUCUUUUGUUGCAUGUCCACCUCUUUUUCUUGUACCUUCGUCUUUAUUUUGUUUAUAUUUCGUGAAUCAAACAUGUAGCUCUUGUUUGGUUUUCGCUUUUCCCGAAUCAACCAAUUAGUUCGAUCGUCA